Molecule: messenger RNA, 9291 nt
Organism: Leishmania major strain Friedlin
Lineage: Eukaryota; Euglenozoa; Kinetoplastea; Trypanosomatida; Trypanosomatidae
Product: putative DNA polymerase zeta catalytic subunit
Exons: 1
Coding region: 1-9291 (3096 amino acids)
Biological process (GO): double-strand break repair via homologous recombination; error-prone translesion synthesis
Cellular component (GO): nucleus; zeta DNA polymerase complex
Molecular function (GO): nucleotide binding; DNA binding; DNA-directed DNA polymerase activity
Source: RefSeq, a predicted model, not a curated record
AUGCACAUGCAGGUAGUCUCGAUCGAGCACUCGCUGGAGCGACCGCAUGCGGCUUUGGGUGACGCAGCGCUGUCACCGAUUUUCCAUCGUGUGUCGGCGCGCUGUCCAGUGCUGCACCUCUUCGGCUACGUACACAUCCCUUUGGAUCUCACCCCCACCACGGCCGGCGCCUCAGCACUCGUCGCGUCAACGGAGCCCUGCAACGCGAGCAGCAGCGUUCCAGAGAACGAACUCGACGGUGACGCGGAAAUCAUGGCUGCAGCGACCCCACAUUCUUUCGCUCACGGAAGCAGCGGGGGUGGUAUUCUGCGUCUCAGCCGAGCCACUCCACUCGUCGGCCGACUCAGCGGCACCCCGGCGCCGGUGCAGCAGGAGGAUGCCUCGCCCUCGCCGAAGAGGGUCACGUACGCUUUAGAUGCUGAUGGGCACCGCAACAACGCUGCGGCGGCCGGCGCGGUAGCACGGCACUGCGAUGCGCCAUCCUCAUCUUUUCCACCUCCUUGUAGUAAUCUCUGCCUGGCUACGAGUGCCAUCGGCAGCGACGGCGACCCACUAAUCUUAACAGGCGGGAGUCUUGGUAGCUCAGCCGCCUGGCGUGGCGGCUACACGCAACGCCGCGCCUGCCUUCAUGUGCAUGGAGUGUACCCAUCGCUGCUGCUCCCCCAGUACGACCGCAACGUCUCUGCUGAUCAGCUGGCGGCGCAGCUCGAGGCCGUGGCGCUGCGCGUUCUUGCGCGACAGGGCACGUUCGUGCCGACCCAACAGCUGGUGCACAACGUCCACAUUGUUCACCGCUUCAACGUGUACGGCUACCGGCCCCACGCGCACGCCUUUUACGAGGUGGAGCUUAUCGACCCCGACUUGCUGCCAAGGGUGGUGGAUGUGCUGCAGAACUCGACGGAGGUGGGUGGGCGGCGGUGGCAGCUGUACGAUGCGCACUAUCGGUAUCAUACACAGUUCAUGGUGCGGUGGCGCGUGAGUGGCAUCGCGCCGUUUCCCCUGCCAGCUGGACGGUGCCAUGUGCGUCUGCCGACCGCUCCCGAGCUCUCGGAGAACUUGCCUGUCCUCUCGGCGUCGCUUGAAGGGGUGGGUAGGCUGCAGGCGCACCAGCACAGCCGCGGUAGCGAAAGCGACGCCGCGAAACGAGAGCUGAAGGAUAAGGACGAGGAGGAGCACAGGCAAGCAGCCGCCAGCUUUGCGCAGCAGUCUCAGCUUCUCUUUCGCCAGCGGUGGCGACCUGAUGAGCUGGGUCGCGCCACCACGGCAGAGGUGGAGCUGGACGUCGCUGGUGCCGAUCUGCUCGACCACUCCUCCGCAAUGGAGGAGGAGGAGGCUAAGGGUGCCGCAGCAGCGGCGCAGGGGCCACGAAAAACCGUGAAGGCCGGCGACAACCUCAGUUACACACGCCGCAUCAUACGACACUACUUCAGCGAGCAUGGGGUGUCCGAUACUUUGCGCGUUGCGGACACCAUCGCGAUGGAGCGCCAUCAGCAGGAGUGUGCGCAUGUUGCGGCGGCCGAGUCGAAGGGGCAGCAGGGGCGCUACGGCCACGUGAUGCAGAUCCAACGCGGCGAUCCGACGGUGCGGUGGCUGCGACACCGCAUGCUAGAGUACUUGAAGGAGCGGACGGAGGCCAAUGCAGCGGUCGCUGCGGCGCUUGCCGCUCCUUCUGCGGUUCGCAAGACAGAAGACGGCGGCGAAGUGUCUACUGCCAUGUGUCUCGCCAGCGCAGACGCUGCCACGGCUUCGGCGCUGCCGCUCCCGUCCGCCACUCAUCUUGUUGAAAGCGCUGCAAAGUUGCAAGAUCAGCGCGCCAUUCGCCAGCAGCUCCUUGCCGCGUACCGCCAGCCUGGCGGCGCUACUUCAAGGGCAAGUCGGCACGGCCACCGGUGCGGGGCCACAGACGCGAUGACCACUCGCGCGUACUCAGACGGCCACGUUGCCGUGCCGUUGUCGCUCGCACACGUCGCCGACCAGGAAUCCGCCAUCGCUGGCGGGGAGGCGCUGUACGUUGGCUUUAGCUCAGAGAGUCUGCAGCUUUCUGUGCCACAGAGUCAGUCCCAGCCGCAGCCGCAGCAGCCAGCAGCAGCGCCGGAGAAUGCUGCGGGGCAGCCGAUCCCUUCUUCAUCCGCAUACCAGCCCUUCUUUGACGAGCUCUCGGCCACGGCCUACGCCGAUGUCGCGGCUGCGCCCACGCAGGACUUGUUCACGGCGCUGGCACAGCCAAGCGCGCCCUCGCUGCCGUCCCAGGGAGCUGGACUCACCACCUCCGUUGCAGCAGCGGUCAUUACAACACCGCGACGCAGUUCAGUGAGCAGCAAGAAAGCAAGUGAGGCGGACUCCAGAAACAUGCGACCGAUGCUGGAGACAACUCGUGAGCUGGCGAGCAACGCGGAUGUGACCUCGGCGUGCGCAGCUUUCGACUCGAUAACCGCCGCGGCACCGUCGAGUGCGGUCUCCUCCUCGUCGUCGUGGUCUUCAUGGUCGUCUGCGUUGUCGUCGUCCUCUACGGCGUCCUUCUCCAGUGGCAGGACUUCCCCAGAUCACGGCAACAGCUGUAUGGAGGGCCGCGAAGGCGUUGGCCCGUCCUUUUUCUGCUCUUCAGCGGCACAGCCACGUGAGAGAGCCCAGGGGGAGCCGUGUCUCGCUGCAUUGGACGCCGCAGCACUCGUGCGUGAGACGCCCACGCAGCGACUGACGCAGUCGUCUGUCGGGCGUUCUCCGAGGAUCAGUGAAGGGCGAGGUGAUGACUUCGCGUUCGACGCUCUGGACAGGAUCGGUGAUGAGGCGAUCAGGCCAUCGGUCGGUGCCUCGCAAAACGAUGGCUCACUUCCGCGACUGAGGAGAGACACCAGCAGGGCGACAUUGGACGAGCUGGUGGGUGCGGAAAAGGACCACACUCCAGAGGAUGGACGUUGUUGCGCUGGCAUCGCUGCGGCCGCAUCACCGACCACUGCGCCGCCCACCCGCCUCCUCACGCGUCAUGGUUUGGCGGAGGGGGACUGCGUCGCGUUCGUCCACGUCCGCGACGUCGCGUCUUCUUUGCGUCACGGCGAGGUCCUGGCCGUGGCCCGUGUGGCGGUGUUGACGACGGAGACGACAGAGCUACAGUGGCUGCUGCGCUUGAGCGAGACGCACCUCGCUGCAGAGGAGCAAGCGUUGGUGCGCCGUGGCUCAUGGCUGCGCGCUCAACUACCGACCGCCGCCGCUACUGCUGCCGCUAGCACGGCGCCCUCGAUGAGAGACUACCACAGCCACUUUGCUGGAACUGCAUGCGAUGUGCAGCUGGGGGAAGUGGUGCUCAGCAACGUGUACGAUAGCGUUCUCACCUCGGUGCUGGAGGGCGACACACAGGCGGCUGCACCGUCCGCACCCACGCAGCAGCUUCCUGCGGGAGACCUUGCCGUGUCUGCGGCGCAUACUCUGGAUAUGGGGGAGAUCGAUUUAAGGGUGUGUGAGACAAAUCCUGAAGAGGGUAGCGUGUCGUGGCAACCGAGACGCCAUCGACCUUCAGAUGACGCGGCUGCUGAGGUGCAAGUCUGGAGGGUUCACUGUUUCACUGAUGUGGCAGCGUAUCACAGCUUCGCAGGACCACCUGAUGGCCGGCAUCGGCCCCACGCCGGACACCCCAGCUGCAGCUCGCCUCCUCUGCUGCGAGUUCUUUGUCGUUACGCGUAUCAUGUCGAUGCCCGGGUGCUGACUAGCGUCUGCCCAGCUGUCUUCACGCCAGACGUGCGUAAGUUCGCCGUUGAUGGCCGUUCUCUACCUUCCUCACAGCGCGUCUCGUCGCGUGGUGGCCAACAACUGGAGAGCGGCGAGAGAGGGGCUGAUGCCGCCGCGGCGCACCGCUUGUGGCGCGCAGGCGCCUCAUCAUCUCGCGUGCUCUUCACUCAGCCUCAGCCUCUGCUGCCUUUGGGCGACCCACGUGCGCACUCGAGGGCAGCGGCGGCGUCACUCACAUCCCCACCGGCGCCCUCUUCCCCGCCCGUGGAGGCACCCGCCACGCUGGCCAAGGCGCCGUGGCUAGAGGCGAGUGAGGACGGAUGCGAGGACGCGUUGCUGUUCCCCAGCAGCUCUGCUUCCACUGGCAGCAGUCGAGGCGGAGGCAGAGAUGCGUCUAAACGGCGGGACGAGGUGGCGGCGGCUUGCGCUGCGCACGCCGCCCCACUGGGCCUCACGCUGAUGCCCGACACGACACUUCCGCAGAGCUCCUGCGAGGCUUCCGCUGGGCUUCCCUCACCUUCAGCUGCGGUGCAACCACCACAAGACGCCGCCGACGCGGCGCCGCCGCCUGCCGGUAAGUGCCUCUGGCGGGUCUCGUUAAUGCGAACGCCGCCGCCAGACUUCGCUGUCGGCCGUAUGCGCGUCCUGCGCGGUGUGCAGGCGGUACGCCACUUCGCUAAACACGCAUUCGUGUCGCAGGGGCAAGCGCGGCUGCGCCGGCGUGGCGCCAGCUGCACAGCUGAUGGUAACCGCGGCGCCGCAGCAGACGCUGCGGCGGUCGGUGCCAUCGAGGAGGCGGAUACCGCUCCGCAGCUGCGGUUUUCCAAGGAGACGGCGGACGCUGACGGAGACGGGAACGGGGAGCCGGCGAUCGGUGCAACGGUGAGCGAUGGUUCGAGGGUGAAUGCGGCGCGCAGCGGAGAUACUCUAGCGGCGGCAGGGGAGAGAAGAGCGACAGAGAUCGUGGUGCUGUCGGCAGCCUCAUCCUGCGCGCACAGCAGCUCUGCGGCACCGAUGGCAUCGCUCAUGGUAUCCUCUCUUACGCCCCCACGGUCGUCCUCGUCAUCGGUGGACCCUGUGCGCGAGGUGACGGCUUCGCAGCGCGCCUUCCUCGACCUUCUGCAGGCAGGGAGGCACCUUGAUGAGGGAGGUGCGCGCAUGGUGUUGCUGCAGCGUCGAGGCCAGCUGGGCUGCAUGGUGGAUGGUAUGCGACGCUGCUGUGCGGUGUCCGCCUCUGGACGCGAGGGCCUGCUCCUCUCGCGAGGAAGCGGUGGUGGUAGCAGUGGCGACUGGCGGGUGUGCGUCUCUGCUGUCGCGUGGCCGUGGACCGCAGCGACGGGGGUAACGUCGAGUGAUGGAGCGCUGCUGCCGUGUCGGUAUGAGGCGGUGGCGUCGUUCCCCGCCCCUUCGGUUAGCAUUGCCGGGGCCUCGCGGGGCGGGAGGGUGGCGCCGGCUGCCGCACGCGCGACGCCCACACGCCGUGGCGCCAAGCAGAGCCUCCCUCUCUCCGUGGUGAGCAGGCGAAAGUCUACUAGCCACGCCCCCGGUCUUUCUCUCUCCGCCACACAGCAGCCGCAGCACCACCUGCAGUGUACCCUGCGCGUGCUCUACAUUGAGGUGCUGCUUCACCAUCUGCUGGGGGAAGCGCCUGCGUCGGCGAGUGAGGUGCUGGCGGUGGGACUGGGACAGGCCACUACAGCCACCAACAGCACCAUCGCCGUUCGCGUGUUCUGCGUGGCUGCUCCACUACGCUGCUCAGCUGCCCGCGCAGCGACGCACCCGUCCGCUGCUGGGCGUCCGCCGCCCCUCGUGGGACUGACUGAGGCGGUGCAGGUGGUGACGAUGCCGGAUGAGGCGGCGCUCCUCGCGCGCGUGCGUGGCGAGAUCCUCGCGUACGACCCCGACAUCUUGAUUUCGUGGGAUGGCAUCAAGUACGGGCUUGGGUACUUGGCACUACGUUACCGGGCGGUGCUUCAGCGAAACCUGGCCUCUGACUUGUCACGCGUGCUGCAGCAUCACGGGUAUCAGCGGACCAAUGCAAAUUGCGGGUUGCACUCUGCAGCCGCCGCGUCAGCGUCGGGUGGGGAUGCUGGCGUCGACAGCGGUGCGGCUGAGCGCGCGUUCCCUUCAGUGGCAGAGGAAGGGCCGACAAAGAGCGGACGCGGGGGCGCAGAGGCUGGCGAGCUCGCCGCAGCAAGGUAUCGCUCGCGGUCACUCGCCUCUCAUGCGGCCGCUCCCUUCACCGUUCGUCACGGCAGCAGCGGCGGUGGCGGCGAGCCUCUGCCUUCUCAAGAAUCCGUCCAGAGUGCCACCGCCAUGGCUGCGCGCUCUUCGGUAUUGUCUAGCGCUGCUUCUUCUGCAUCCUGGACCGCCCCGCUGAGGGACUUGGAUGAAGGCGACGAUGGCGUGGAUGGCGGCGGCACAGAUGAUGUGGGCACCAAGGGUGGCGCGUGUGGCCGCAGAGGCGGUGCCUUAGCUGGGCAGACCGUUGAGUACAGAGAGGGGGGCACAAUGCGCUGGGCGCACACGGGAUUGCAGCGGAAUGGGCAGUCGCCGCUACUGGCACGGCCUCGUGCAGCUGUCGACCUCCGCGCCGCGGCGUCCGCGUCGGCGUUGCCCGCGCCAGCGGCGGCGGCGGCUGACCAUUACGCGAAGCGGUUUGGCACCAACAUGCACGUGGUAGGGCGCAUCUGCACGAGCCUCGGCAGAGACCUGCGUAAGGAGAUAAAGAUGCCCAGCUACUCCCUCUCAAUGGUGCACGUUCAGCUGCUGGGGCAACCACUACCGUACUUCACCGACAGCUAUCUUUCCGAGCUCUUCCUGACGCCGCAGUGCGCCGAUGCACUCGGCGGAGGCGAGCGGCACACGGCUCUGCGCUACCUCGCCUCACGCGUUGCCGCACCACACCGAAUCGCGUGCAAGCUACGCUGGUUCACGCGGCUGCUGGAGUUCUCGCGGAUGUACGGCAUCCUAACCAAGGAGGUCAUCACCCGCGGCAGCCAGUUCCGCGUGGAGGCGACCCUUCUCCACUUUGCCCAUCCUCUCAGGUACGCGAUGCUGUCACCAUCGCUGAGCCAGGUGCACCGACAACCCCGCAUCGAGUGCAUCCCGCUGGUGAUGCAGCCCAAGUCGGGCCUGUACCGCCAUGACCCUGUGGUGGUGCUAGACUUCCGUAGCUUGUACCCGAGCCUCAUCAUCGCCUACAACCUCUGCUACUCCACGUGCCUUGGCAUAGUCCAGCCACACUCGCACGGACGACUUGGGGUGCUGCCGCGGUUCAGACAAAGUAACGCCGCGCUGGCGGAGUUGCUACCCGACGACGGCACCCAGCACGACGGCGUCGUCUUCAGCCCCAACGGUGCCAUGUUCGUCCCUCCCAGCACACGAGUCGGCUUGCUGCCGCAGAUGGUGCAGGCCGUGCUGGACACGCGGUUCGAGGUGCAAGCGGCGCUGAAGCAUAUUGCCGUGCCAUCAGGGGACAUUACGAUGCAGCAGCGCCUGCAGGAGCAGCAGCUGGCUCUCAAGAUGCUGGCGAACGUGACGUACGGGUACACGGCAGCGUCGUACACGGGCCGCAUGCCGUGCGUCGACCUGGCCGAGGCGAUCGUGUCCCUGGGUCGGCAGACGCUUGAGCGCACCAUUGAACUCAUACACAACACUCCUGCGUGGCGGGCCGAGGUGGUCUACGGCGAUACGGACAGCUUGUUCGUGCGGCUUGCUGGCCGCACCAAGGCGGACGCCUUUCGCAUUGGCCAGGAGAUGGCCGACGCGGUCACACGGUCGAGCCCGGCGCCGAUACGACUGCAGUUUGAGAAGGUGCUGCUGCCGUGCUUACUGCUCGUGAAGAAGAGGUACGCCGGGUACAUGUGGAGCUCACCGACGCAGGAGGCUCCAACGUUCUUGGCGAAAGGGAUUGAGGUGGUGCGACGCGACCAGUGCCCUGCCACGGCGCAGCUCACAGACCGACUCCUGCGGCUGCUUUUGGACGACGCCAGUGCGACAGUGCUGCGGCAGUCGUACUAUGCGGCGGUGGAGCGGCUCCAGUCUGGGGCUGCCAACCCGCUCCAGUGCAUCUUCCGCCGUGCGGUGAAGUUGGGUCGGUACAAGGACGCAGAUGAUACACACCUGCCGCUGGCAGCCCGCCUGGCUUUUCAGCAGAUGGAGAAGGACGCCACACAGACGCCGUGCUGGGGAGAGCGACUGCCGUAUGUGGUGGUGCGAUCCACCACUGCAACCAACAAGCUCACGGACAAGGUGCUUCACCCGGAGCGCCUCCUCCAGGUACACGACACCCACAGCUUGGACGCGACCUACUACAUCGUGCGCCACGUAAACAGAACGCUUGAUCGCAUGUUCUACCUCGUGGGCAUCAGCUUUGGGCGGUGGUAUCAAGCAAUGCCGCGGCGGCGCACGGCGCACGCGGCGCUGCUAAACUUGCCGACCUUCAUGGCAGCACAGCAGCGGCAGCAGCAGCAGUUGCAGGGCGUGGUGCCACCUGAUGCGCGCGGUGCUGUCCCUCCUCUAUUUUCCUUCGAUACCGUGAGCGCCCCUCUAAGUCCGCGAAGCCGGCAGAUGCGCUUGGGGCAGUUAGCAUCAUUGAUGGAGGGGCUACGCCACCACCACAGCAGCUCAGGCGUGCUGUCUGCUCUUAGCGGCGGCGCUGCUUCCGCCGCGGCGACAACGGCGGCAACAGCGGAAGAGAUCAGCGACGAUGAGGAUCCGAGUGACGAGGCGGCGCAGCCAAAAGAGGUGGCGGACCUCACCCGCCCCUCCACACAAGAGGUGAUCGAUGUAGACCAGUUCGCGACGCAACGCAGCAAUUGCCCGUCGUCAUCCUUGACGGACGCAGCGCCGCCACGGCGCGACCGCUUUCUGAAGCCUGACCUGGCUGCAUCUCGCUCUGGGCGGCGGAAGCGGUGGCGCACCGUGACCCUGGAAAGUUUCUACCCGCGCACACUCUGUGUGGUCUGCGAAGAAGAGGCUGUCAGCCUGAACGACAUCUCUCGACAGCAGGCCGUGCUGAUGCGUGUCGGGGUGGUGGGAUGCGGCGCAGCAGCAAGCAGCAGGCGUUGCACCACAGUCGCCUACCCUCUCCCCUCUACAGCACCAGCGGCACCGCUUCCUCUUCCCCACCGCCUCCCGCCCAUCUGCACGCGAUGCUGGAGCGACCCGCUGUCGCUGCACCUCCGCGUACAGCAGCAGUGCCGCUCUAUGAACCGUCAGAUGAACGCGUUGCAGGGGCUCUGUGCGCGCUGCAUCAGCGGCGGCGGCGAUGCCGGCGAUGCCGCGGCGGACGAUUACAGGCUGGCCGUAGCAGACAUGGAAGACAUGGACGCCUUCUGCAUGUCGUCUACCUUGACGCGGCACCGUAACUGUCCAGGGCAUGCUUACGAUGGCGUGGAUGGUAGUGUGCCACGCCACGUGCUGGCCGCGGUGGAGCUGUCCGCCGAGGGUGUGCCGCGCGGGUGCGUGUCGGUCGACUGCGCCGUUGGAUUUCAGAAGAAGUGGGUGACGACACAGCGGACGCAGUGGCAGGCCUUGCAGGCGUUCCUGAACAAGGUUUUGUGA